GGGUUUAGGACGUUAUGGUUACUGGUUGGGUUUGAGGUAAAUUUGGGGUUAGGUUAAGCGGCACAUCAUAAGGCGACCAGUUGGGGGUAAGACUGGGUGUAGUUAAAGGUAAGGGUAAAACAUAUCGACGGGGUAACAGACACCUACACACUCCCAGUAGUUUGGCGGGUUGGCGUGGCUGUGACGCGUGUAGAGGGGGCGGGGCUUCUGAGGGCAGCGGGAGGCUGUUGUAACUGUAGCGGUUGAGCCGAGCUGUGAGGAACUACUGCGGCUGCUUUUCUUAGGACCAACUAGCGACUGAAACUUCACUGCCAACAUGUCCGACGAUGAGCAAGAACAGACCAUCGCCGAGGAUUUGGUAGUCACCAAAUACAAGAUGGGGGGUGACAUCGCCAACCAGGCUCUUCGUUUGGUUGUGGAGGCUGCCAAGCCCGGGGCGUCUGUGCUCAGCCUCUGUGAGAAAGGGGACCUCUACAUCAUGGCUGAAACCGGAAAGGUCUUCAAAAAGGAGAAGGACAUGAAGAAAGGCAUUGCCUUUCCCACCAGCGUCUCAGUCAAUAACUGUGUUUGCCACUUCUCUCCCCUGAAGAGUGACCCUGACCACACACUUAAAGAUGGGGAUCUGGUCAAAAUAGAUCUAGGGGUUCAUGUUGACGGCUUCAUUGCAAAUGUCGCUCACAGCUUUGUGGUGGGAGCCUCUAAGGAGAACCCCAUCACAGGCCGGAAAGCUGAUGUAGUCAAAGCAGCUCAUCUGUGUGCAGAAGCAGCACUUCGCCUUGUUAAACCUGGUAACCAGAACACUCAGGUGACGGAGGCCUGGAACAAGAUCGCCCAGUCGUUCAAAUGCUCACCUAUUGAGGGUAUGCUGUCCCAUCAGCUAAAGCAACAUAUCAUAGAUGGAGAGAAGACCAUCAUUCAGAACCCUACAGACCAGCAAAGGAAAGACCACGAGAAGGCUGAAUUUGAGGUACAUGAAGUUUAUGCCGUGGACGUCUUGAUUAGCACCGGAGAAGGGAAGGCCAGAGAUGGAGGUCUGAGGACCACCAUUUAUAAGAGGGACCCCAGUAAGCAGUAUGGCUUGAAGAUGAAGACAUCUCGUACUUUCUUCAGCGAGGUUGAGCGACGCUUUGAUGCCAUGCCUUUCACUCUUAGGGCGUUUGAGGAUGAGGCCAAAGCCCGUCUGGGUGUGGUGGAGUGUGCCAAACACGAGUUGCUACAGCCCUUCAGCGUGCUACAGGAGAAAGAGGGAGAGUUUGUAGCUCAGUUUAAAUUCACAGUGCUGCUGAUGGCCAACGGGCCUCACAGAAUCACCAACGGACCCUUUGAUCCAGAGCUCUACAAGUCAGAGCAUGAAGUCCAGGACCCAGAGCUAAGGACUUUACUACAGAGCUCCGCAAGCCGUAAAACACAGAAGAAAAAGAAAAAGAAGGCCUCAAAGACAGCAGAAAAUGCGACUGGACAGCCAACUGAAGAAACAGAAGCAGCAGAAUAAAUACUGCCUUUCCACACACGCAAGACCCCAAAGAGAACCAAGAGAAAACACGACAAGUUUCCCCCCACUCUCAGCCCGUCAUUCAGCAGAGCUGAUUUCACAAAUUAAACUGGCAAAUUCAUAAAAACACUGGAAUCAACUGAAUAUUUAAAGAUUUUUUGGUAAUUGUUGAACUUGACAUGGAUGCUUAACCCUUUACUGCAUUAAUUGACAGGAAUAUGGAUUGAAUGCUGCUCUUCCUGAACUUUAGCAGGAAAUAAAGAAUAUUUGCAAAUAGUUUUAAAUUUUUGAAAAGAUUUGUUGCCAAAUGUGUGUGCAACUGCUGUCUGGGGGAAAAAAAGCACUAUUCCUUUCAUGCUUAUAUUCUUUGCGGCUGAAAAUGUCCUUUUUAAAGUAAAUGUGAAGUUCACUUUCAGCAUUAAUACAAGUGAACCAGGUUGUAUCGACAUCUAAAUAUCAGUAAAAGGGUCAUUGAGUAGAUAAUGACGGAAACGUUGAUCUCAUCAGAAAGGCGUCAUUUUUUAGGCCACUGUUUGUAUUUAAUUGUCACAUGUUGUUCCCUUUGGCAACAAAGUUAUAAUAAAUCCAAACCUGUUUAUGUAACCAAAUGUAUGGUUAGAACAAUAUCCAGAUGUAUUAUUGGUCUAGGAUUACUCUGUCAUUCUGCAAGUGUGUAAAUCUUUAGGAAUGAUGAUUUUAGUUGUCCACUAUUAAACAACAGACCUUUUAGCAUUUAAAAUAUUUCACCAAACAUAUUUUCUGAACCUCACCAUGCAGUAAAGGGUUAAAUUGUCAAAUUGUCAUCCAUGAAAUAAUAACUAUAAACUGUUUCAAUAAUUGCGUAAAUGUAGAAAAAAAAACGACAGUGGAUGAGAGUAAUUUAAAGGUUUGUAAUAUAAUAGAUGGCUUUUUUUUGUUAGUUAAAGUAGUGAGGAAAGCAGAAGUUACUUUUCCAUCCUGACCACUCUUUGGCUGAAACUGUGUUUUUUGAAUUGGGUAGAGACUGACAGGCAACAAAGGGAGAGAUAUGGGUACGAUAUGCAACAAAGGUCAUAAUUGAACUAGGGAUGUUGCAGUUAUGUGGUAUGUGCAGUAACUAUUCGGCUACCGGGGUGCUUCCGAAGCUUCAACUUUUUAUCCACACCAGGGUUUUUUUUAACACAGUAACCUGAACAGAAGAAAAAAAACACUGCUGUAGUCCACUUGUCUUUGGGGAACAAACUGCUAAAUUUACUGCCAUUCCCCUUAAAUUGUAUUAAAACAAGGAAGUCUAUACGUUCCAAUUUUGAAUAACUUUUUUCUAUUAGUGACACCUGUUAACUUGCUUUACUACAUCAUUAGUUUUGUGAAGCAUGAAAGCUGAAGCUGAGCAAGUUUUAUGGUUGUCUUAAGUGGAGCCAGACCAGUCAGAGCUCACCUCAGGUCUGAGUUUCAUUUCAGUGAGAGUAGAGUAGAAGUAAAAUCAUGCUUUGUAGCUCAGUCGGUGGGCUAAGGAUCUUUACAUCUAAUGAAAUAAAAACACUUUUGUA
Messenger RNA from Scomber scombrus (Atlantic mackerel), 3021 nucleotides. RefSeq names its product proliferation-associated 2G4, a (gene pa2g4a). The record is from RefSeq and is a predicted model, not a curated record. The coding region runs from base 317 to 1492 and encodes 391 amino acids. The transcript has 13 exons. NCBI's taxonomy places the organism in Eukaryota, Metazoa, Chordata, Actinopteri, Scombriformes, Scombridae.